Mercenaria mercenaria is the source of this 3658-nucleotide messenger RNA. RefSeq names its product MAM and LDL-receptor class A domain-containing protein 1-like. The coding region runs from base 166 to 2700 and encodes 844 amino acids. Gene Ontology annotation, cellular component: membrane. The record is from RefSeq and is a predicted model, not a curated record. The transcript is spliced from 13 exons. Lineage: Eukaryota; Metazoa; Mollusca; Bivalvia; Venerida; Veneridae.
UCACGUAGGUUAUAGUAAAUACAGCUUAAGUGUUUAUCAUAAAACAGGAUAUAGGUUACUUUGUCUAUUUACGUUCAUUUUAAAAUGAAAUUGAUGGCGUGGAUAAUAAACAUCAUAUCGUUGUCUGAAGUUAAACGUAUUUACAAAAUUGAGUAACAGUAUGAAAUGGCUAAUGAUUUAUAUUUGAGACUACUUGGGAUACUAUUAUCUGUUUACAACUCUUCAGCAGCUGUCGAUAGCGACUCUUUUGACUGCAAUUUUGAUGAUGGGUUUUGUUACUGGAAACAGGACAAAACUGAUGACUUUGACUGGACAAGAUGGUCCGGAAAUACCCCUACUAACCUUACAGGACCGGAUUCUGAUCACACAUCAGGAGAGGGCUUUUACGCGUAUAUUGAAACGACACGAAAGGAUGGCGCUAGCUACACGGCUAGACUGAUCAGCCCACAGAAGGAUCCUGGACAAUACUGUUUCUCAUUCUGGUACCAUAUGUAUGGCAAGCAUAUCAAUAAACUCAGUGUAUCAAAAAAGGAAGGCACGGAUACAAAAGAAUUAUUCUGGAAAACAGCAGACCAGGGAAAGCAGUGGAUAUUAGGACAAAUACAGUUUGUGGCUGAAGAAAGCUUUCAGCAGAUUGUUAUUGAGGGAAAAGCAAUAGAUCAGGGGGUAACAUGGUAUGGUGACAUAGCAGUUGACGACAUAGUACUGGUUCCUAUUGAAAAAUGUCCAACAGCUAUCGAUAGAGACUCUCUUGACUGCAGUUUUGAUGAUGGGUUUUGUAACUGGACACAAGACGAAAAUGAUGACUUUGAUUGGACAAGAUUGUCAGGAAAAACCCCUACUACGUUUACAGGACCGGAUUAUGAUCACACAUCAGGAGAGGGCUUUUACGUGUAUAUUGAAACAACGCGAGAGAAAGGUGAUGACUAUAUGAAUAACUUCAAGGCAAGACUGAUCAGUCCACAGAAGGGUCCUGGGCAAUACUGCUUUUCAUUCUGGUACCACAUGUACGGCAGUCAUAUCAAUAGACUCAGCGUUUCAAAAGAGGAAGGAACGGAUACAAAAGAAUUAUUCUUGAAAACAGGGGAGCAAGGGAACAAGUGGAUACUUGGACAAACACAAUUUGAGGCCAAAAAAAGUUUUCAGAUUGCUAUUGAGGGGAAAGCAAGAGAUCACUGGAGAACUUGGUAUGGAGACACAGCAAUUGACGAUAUAGUAAUGUUUCCCAGUGAAAAAUGUCCAACAGAUUGUGGCGAUCCUACUCCAGAAGCUGGGUUUGCAACUCCAAUGAACAUCAAAAUUGGAUCUCUAGUGCAAAUAGCAUGCGAAGCUGGUUAUGAAAUUGCAGGGAAUUCAUCUGUUAUUUGCCUAGCAAAUGGUACCUGGAGUAACAGGCCAGUAUGCCAACCAAUAGAUUGCAUGACGCCGACCCUCAACAGUGCAAUAAUUGUAAAUGCGUUAGAAGGCACUACAUACAACAUGACAGCUAAUUUGUCUUGUGCAGUUGGCUUCUCGUUGAUUGGCAAUGCAUAUAUAACUUGUCAGGCGGAUGGAAACUGGACAACGCAACCGCUUUGCGUCAUCAACAACUGCAGUGAUCCGACACCAGAAUCAGGAAAUGUUGAUGACAAAAACUUUCAGUAUGGCUCAGUUAUUGAAGUAACAUGCAUAGAAGGGUACAAAAUCAGUGGAAAUUCUUCAAUUGUGUGCCAAGCAAAUUCUACAUGGAGUAAUAUUCCAGUGUGUGACCAGAUAGAAUGUGAAACAAUGAAUAUCACAAAUGGACAUUUUAAUACAACACUCGGAACGACUUUUGGAAAAACUGCUACACAAUACUGUGACACCGGUUAUACCUUUGCGGGAGAUGAAACGGCCACGUGCCUUGAAGCUGGCUGGAAUGGUACUAUCACAACGUGUACCAUCGUUGACUCGGAAGCCAGUGCUCUAGUCGUAGUUUAUGCUAUGGUUCCAGUCAUUGUAAUUGUUCUUACCUUAGUUUUGUUAUUCGUUAUUUGGAGGAAAAGACAUGCACACUGUGCAAAAGCGAAGAAUUCGCACCACAUAUCUGCAGAGAAACCAACAAUUCAAUAUGCGAGUGAAACAUGUCACGGAUAUGGCCUCAGAAACCAGGAUCAUGUAUCAGAGACAUCGGAACCGAUACCACAAGACGAGGAAUAUUCUUUUAUUACAAACCACAAUAAUGCGGAACUAUCAGACAAUACGUAUUAUAACACAUUUGACAAUAAAUGUAAAGUUGAAAAUGAUGUAGAAAAUCAAUAUGAUCAUACAAAUGACACAUCGAAGCCGUUUUCAGAUAAUAUAUAUUCGCAUAUAUCUAGAAACAAAGCUGACAUACAGGACGAGACAACUUACGAUACUACAUCGUGUCAAAACUCAGGAAAUGAAUCAUUGAACAUCAAAGCGCAAACAGGGGAUGAUAGUUAUAGCCACCUUGAUAUAGAAGGUCUAAAACAAGCAAUACAUCUAAAACCUCAUACUACAAUUCAAGAAGAAGAAUCUGAAUACGCAAAUGCAGCGGGAAACAUAGAUGCCGUAGAAUCUGAACUAAACGAUUACUCUCAUCUGAAUGAAGAGAAAAUGAAAACCAAAACUGUUGAAAAAGAAGCAAACAGUCCUGAAGAUUGUGAAUAUUCUAAUGUAGUUAAAAGAACUGGAGAUAUCAAAACUACAGGAGAGUAAACUGUUAAAAAAAGACCGGUCAGUUUUUUACACUUUACACUGCUAGCGCAACAGGAGGGGCUAAGCACUGCUUUAUUUUAAAAGUGGGAGGAUAAAGUGAUGAAACAUUAUUUGCUAAUUUACUUUUUGUUAGAGAAGACAUUAUCUACGUUAAUACAUACGUCAUGUUCAUUCUCUACUUCUGACGUUUGGCUUUAAAUGUGAUAUUCGCAGAAAUAAUGCUAUGCAUUUCGUCAUUUUAUCUUCCAACUCAUUUUACUCGUAGAAUUAUGUUUGUAUUGUUUUUCACAUCACGUUAGUAGUGAAAGUAUAUCAAAUUAAUGUUUUUAUCUGACAUGACAUUUCAUAUGGAUAUUUGUUCAACAUCCAUUUGUUUCAGUAUUACAUAAAAUGAAACAAAUAUAAAGAUAUUCAUCAGAAUAUACAACUCUUUACAAAGACAUAAUGAAACUCCUAUAGAGUUUAAAAAUGCAUUCCUUCCUAUUCAUUUUAAUCACGUGUAAAAAAACCAUAGUGGUAUUGCUAAUUUUACAUUUGUCAUAUUUGUAAGUUGUUGUUAAAGAGACAAGUAGUAGAUGUAUUAUUGGGAAUAAGAUCUUUUAACAUGAUAAACAUUAAUAGUGCAUGUCAAACCGUCUGUUAGUUUGGAAUCAAUGGCAAAAAGUAUGCAAUUAUAGCUCUUGAGUUUAUCUAUGAAAUUGUUUAAGUUCAAAUUGUCAUACCAUAGCAGGCAAAGAGACUGCUUAAAGUAAGAUAUCAUUCCGACUACAAUCUCAGUCUUUGAUGCCAGGGGAAAAAUUAGUUUGUAAAAUAUCGAAAUCUUUAUGACUAUUUAUUAUGUUUAAUUAUCAAAUCAAUCAUAUGUUUGGAUUUAAUUUGUCAUCACUGUACUAUAUUUUUUCAUGAUUUUCAAGUUUACAUAAUUUUAUGUAAAAUGAAAUUAAAGCACACAUGUAUA